GGACAGCCAACAUUGUCACUUCCAAUCGAAAGCCAUCGCUCGGAUGCAGAUGAGAUAAAUGCAAAACGAAGAAGAGCGUCGUCCGAAUUCCAGGAUGGUACCGAAGGAGGGCGCGUAGAUAUUAAUAAAGUAGACUACUCGCUAUUUACCAACCCUUUCUUCAAGAAGCUCAAGCAGCAG
Messenger RNA from Amoebophrya sp. A25, 180 nucleotides. Lineage: Eukaryota; Dinophyceae; Syndiniales; Amoebophryaceae. The record is from the annotation of a GenBank genome assembly.